Molecule: messenger RNA, 348 nt
Organism: Sordaria macrospora k-hell
Lineage: Eukaryota; Fungi; Ascomycota; Sordariomycetes; Sordariales; Sordariaceae
Source: RefSeq, a predicted model, not a curated record
AUGGUGCUAUCAACAGCUCCCUCUCCUACAACUUCCCCUUCGUUGACCCCUACGUUCACCAUGGAAAACCUCCGUUUCUUCCACCACUUCCUAGUCGCCGCUUACCCGCCUCUCCCCGUGCAAGCGGACAGUGUCUGGAAUAACGUGGCGGCUUUAUCCCAUGGUGUAAGCUUGUUUCCUGAAUCUCAUUCCGCCUCUCACCUCUCCCUCCUCUCCACCAACGAGUCCUCCUCGUCCUCUCUCUUCUCCUCCCCACCCAACUCCUCUCAAGCCGCCCUCUCCCACCGAAUCAAAUCCAUCUCCCUCCUCAACGCAUCCCUAAGCACCCCCUGCUCCUCGCCAGCCUAA